Thunnus maccoyii (southern bluefin tuna) is the source of this 975-nucleotide messenger RNA. RefSeq names its product ubiquitin-conjugating enzyme E2 variant 1-like. Bases 85 to 528 code for a protein of 147 amino acids. NCBI's taxonomy places the organism in Eukaryota, Metazoa, Chordata, Actinopteri, Scombriformes, Scombridae. The transcript has 4 exons. The record is from RefSeq and is a predicted model, not a curated record. Gene Ontology annotation, cellular component: nucleus. Gene Ontology annotation, biological process: protein K63-linked ubiquitination; DNA damage tolerance.
CGAUGCGUUGCGUUCCUUCCUCGCGCACGCACCGUUGGCGACAAUGGCAAAGCUGCGUGCGCGCUCCCGCUGUGUAGCGACAAGAUGGCGGUCGCCGCCGGAUCAGGCGUUAAAGUUCCUCGCAAUUUCCGGCUACUUGAAGAGCUGGAGGAAGGCCAGAAAGGUGUGGGGGAUGGAACGGUGAGCUGGGGUCUGGAGGAUGAUGAGGACAUGACUCUAACACGAUGGAGAGGAGUGAUCCUCGGCCCUCCUCGGACAAGCUACGAAAACAGGAUGUACAAUCUGAAGGUUGAAUGUGGGCCGGGAUACCCAGAGUCACCACCGUUUGUCAGAUUUGUGACAAAGAUAAACUUGAAUGGCGUGCACACCUCCAACGGUGUGGUUGACAUGCAUGCGGUGACUGCGCUGGCUAAGUGGCAGAACUCCUACAGUAUCCGGAUGGUGCUGCUGGAGCUGCGACGGCUCAUGACGUGCAAGGAAAACAUGAAGCUUCCUCAGCCACCGGAGGGCCAGAUCUACACCAACUGAGCCCGUGCUACUUUUGCCUCCAUCUUUUCCUUCUCUCCCCCCCACCCCCCAAAAUUUCUGUUUGCCUUCAUCCCUUCAUCCCAUCCACCGCCAUGUGACAUUCCAUUGGCUGAGCGAACACACACACACUCACACACACACUCAAACACACAGAAGACCUUAGUAUACAACAACAAUUACAGAUACAUGCAAACAUACAUACACACAUACAUAUAUAUAUCUAUACACAUACAGUUAUUGAGCAUCUAUAAAAGUCAUUCCUGGCCCUCGUCCCCUCCCUCUCCCAUCACUGGAGCUCUGGGUGGACUCGAUGUGACGAGGCAGGCGGAGUCCUCAGUCCACACCAGACGUGAUCAUUCGAAUACUGUACAUCUUACUAAUCUUUUUUUUAUUAUUUGUUAAAAAAUUGCAGAUUGUACAAUAACAUAAAUAAUCUUAUUGAGUGUA